Messenger RNA from Passer montanus (Eurasian tree sparrow), 459 nucleotides. RefSeq names its product josephin-2-like. Lineage: Eukaryota; Metazoa; Chordata; Aves; Passeriformes; Passeridae. Gene Ontology annotation, molecular function: cysteine-type deubiquitinase activity. Gene Ontology annotation, biological process: protein deubiquitination. The record is from RefSeq and is a predicted model, not a curated record. The transcript is spliced from 2 exons. The annotation marks the transcript as partial.
GGAUUUGGGUCUGGGGUCCCGGGGGUGCCGUACCACGAGCGGCAGCGCCGGCAGCUCUGCGCCCUGCACGCCCUCAACAGCCUCCUGCAGCGGCCCUGGCUCAGCCAGGCCUCGGCCGACCGCCUCUGCCAGCGGCUGGCCCCGCGCUCGUGGCCCAACCCCCACCGCAGCCCGCUGGGCACCGGCAACUACGACGUGAACGUGGUGAUGGCGGCGCUGGGCUCGCAGGGGCUGGCGGCCGUCUGAAUUUGGGGAGGGGUCUCACCGGAAGCCCCCCCAGGCUGGCCCCGCGCUCGUGGCCCAACCCCCACCGCAGCCCGCUGGGCACCGGCAACUACGACGUGAACGUGGUGAUGGCGGCGCUGGGCUCGCAGGGGCUGGCGGCCGUCUGGUGGGACAAGCGGCGGUGAGACCCCUCCCCACAUUCCGCCAGACCCCAGACCCAAAUCCCGGACCCUU